AUGUUUUCUCAAUAUAUGAGAAAUCGGAAUCGAAUUUUCGAUCCAUUCGAAUCAGGUCGGAAUAUAUUCCUUCAACUUGUUAUUCGUUUCUAUUCUUUCCGAUGCCAUUUUAUUGUCAUUCCUCUCGUGAUUAUAUACGCUGCAGUUCAUCUCGGCCUUGCCAUACAUUAUUUUGGUCAAUGUCCAAUGCAACCAAUGAUACCGAUUUAUAUGAUUGUUCAUGCAGCAGUUCAUCUCGGACUGAUUGUUUUUGCUUUAAUUGGAGUCAUUGUAGUUCAAUGUAUUUAUUCGUUUCAUGAGACGAUCGGCAUUGUGCUUCUUGUUCUUGUUCUUGUGUUACACACUAUUUUAGGUAUAUUUAGCUUUGCUUGGCUAAUUGCAGGUUCAGUUUGGAUAUUUGGAGCAAAAGCGGAUGGUGUUCAAGGAAGUAAUCCGGAUAUAACGAGUACUUAUUGUCAAUCGCAUUUAUAUAAAGCAGCAUUUACUCUUUUGAUUAUCAAUUAUAUCGCACAUGGUCUUUUUGCAAUCGCUAUUAUUGCAAUCUGUGUAUGGGGAAUGAAUAGAAAAGUAAAUCGCUCCAGGAUGGGUAUGAAUAUGAUGAACUAUGGAGUUUAA
Molecule: messenger RNA, 615 nt
Organism: Adineta ricciae
Lineage: Eukaryota; Metazoa; Rotifera; Eurotatoria; Adinetida; Adinetidae
Source: the annotation of a GenBank genome assembly